Messenger RNA from Manacus vitellinus (golden-collared manakin), 1053 nucleotides. RefSeq names its product organic solute transporter subunit alpha. Gene Ontology annotation, cellular component: endoplasmic reticulum membrane; plasma membrane. Gene Ontology annotation, molecular function: transporter activity. The transcript is spliced from 7 exons. The record is from RefSeq and is a predicted model, not a curated record. The annotation marks the transcript as partial. NCBI's taxonomy places the organism in Eukaryota, Metazoa, Chordata, Aves, Passeriformes, Pipridae. Gene Ontology annotation, biological process: bile acid and bile salt transport.
CUUUCUCUCUCUGCAGGCCUCGACCUACCAGGGAGAUUUCUCUUUGCAACCUUGACUCUGAUGACACUAAUUGCGAUUCUGGUAUUUAUAGAGGAAGCAGUCUACAUCUACAGGAAAAUCCCCUCCUCCAAAAGAUCAAUCAUAAUUUGGAUUAAUGCUGCAGCUCCAGUGAUUUCUACUACUUCAUGCAUUGGCAUGUGGAUUCCUCGCUCAACAAUGUUUACAGAUUUCACAGCAGGAAUAUUUUUUGCCAUAGUUAUCCACAAGUUCCUGAUGAUGAUGAUCAAAGAGUGCGGAGGUCAAAAGCUGCUCCUCAGGCGGUUUGAAAAGAGUCACUUCACGAUCAGCACCGGCCCCUGCUGCUGCUGCUGCCUUUGCCUCCCUCGUGUGCCCAUCACUAGGCAAACCCUCUUUUGGCUGAAGGUGGGCACCUUUCAGUUUGCUGUCUUUCGACCUGUGCUCGUAUUUUUAUCAAUAGUGCUUUGGAGUAAUGGCAAUUACCUCCUUGACAAUUUAUCUCCCAAAGAACCUGCGCUAUGGAUCAACAUCUUCAUGGGUGUCCUUACCCUUACUGCUCUGUGGGCAGUUGGAAUCGUGUUUCGAAAGGUUAGGACUCUCCUUACCUGUAAGAACAUUAUCCCAAAGUUUGCCCUUUAUCAGUUUAUUGUUGUUCUGAACCACCUGCAGACCGUUAUUAUCCGCAUGUUGGCCACACAAAGAAUCAUUCCCUGUGCUCCACCACUCUCCUCUACAGCCAGAGCAUCAUAUAUAGCCCAGCAGCUUCUCAUCAUGGAAAUGUUUCUGAUAACUGUAAUCUCAAGAGUCAUAUAUCGGAGAAAAUACCAUGACCUGGAGCCCCUGGAGUGCACAGAUGAAGAAGCUAGGGACAAGAAGCAGACUUCUAAGAUUAUCCUGAAUGGUGCAGUUGUUGAAGAUGGCUUGCCAAAAUUCUGCAAUAAGCCCUCCUGUUCUGCAGUAGCUGGAAGCUCAGCUCAGGAAUCUGUAUAUUCUUGCACCACAAGUAGCCACUGUCCAUGUCAGAACAACUUCUGA